Salvia hispanica is the source of this 1716-nucleotide messenger RNA. RefSeq names its product beta-glucosidase 13-like. Gene Ontology annotation, molecular function: beta-glucosidase activity. The record is from RefSeq and is a predicted model, not a curated record. NCBI's taxonomy places the organism in Eukaryota, Viridiplantae, Streptophyta, Magnoliopsida, Lamiales, Lamiaceae. Gene Ontology annotation, biological process: carbohydrate metabolic process.
CUUUUAGUAGAUCUGUAUAUGGCUUCGCAUUUUGUGUUUCUAUUUCUGGCGUGUUUGAUUUGCGAAAAAGCAGUGAAUGUUUCUUCCCAAUCUAUCAAUUAUUCAAACCCCAAUUCCAAACAAUCCGGAGAUGUUGAUAACAGAGAUAAAAUAUUGGAUUCUUGGAGCAUUUUAAAUCCAGAGAUUUCAGGUUACGAUAAUUCGUUACAUCUGAAUCGAAGCAGCCUCCCACCAGAUUUUGUAUUUGGAGUUGCAUCAUCGGCCUAUCAAUAUGAGGGUGCUGCAUUUGAAGGGGGGAAAGGAAAAAGUGUGUGGGACACAUUCAGCCACACGCCAGGCAAAAUAUCAGACGGGACCAACGGUGACGUGGCUACAAACUUCUACAAUUUUUAUAAGGAUGAUGUUAAGUUGCUGAAGAAUUUAGGAGUUGAUGCUUUCAAAAUGUCUAUCUCUUGGCCUCGAAUAUUACCUCGUGGGAAGCUAAGUGGUGGAAUCAACAAAGAAGGAGUAGCCUUUUACAACAACCUUUUGAAUGAGCUCAUAGCAAAUGGUAUAACCCCAUUUGUGACACUAUUUCAUUGGGACGUUCCUCAAGCACUAGAAGAUGAGUAUGGAGGUUUCCUAAGUCCACUCAUUAUAGAUGAUUUUAGAGAUUUCGCAGAAGUUUGUUUCAAAGAAUUUGGCGAUCGAAUUAAGCAUUGGAUGACAAUAAACGAGGCAUAUAUGUUCUCUCUGAAUGGAUAUGAUGGAGGUUUGUACGGAGAGUUAGCCCCUGGGAGAUGCUCCUCUUGCCCUCAUGGUGACUCUGCAACCGAACCUUACAUCGUCGCUCAUAAUUUGCUUCUCUCUCAUGCUACAACUUUCAAACUAUACAAACUCAAAUAUCAGACAACUCAAAAGGGAGAAAUUGGCAUAACACUAUAUUCCAACUGGUUUGUACCUUAUUCGAGCACCGACCUCGAUAUCAAAGCUGCCGAACGAGCCCUUGAAUUUAUGUAUGGAUGGUUUAUGAAUCCAAUAGUAGAAGGAGAUUAUCCAGCAGUAAUGCGUUCCAUUGUAAAAAAUCGAUUGCCAAAAUUCACAGAGAAGGAAAGCUCAAUGUUGAAAGGGUCAUUUGAUUUCAUAGGAUUGAAUUAUUAUACAGCAAAUUAUGCAGCACAUAUCUCCACUCCCAAUCCCAAUAUCAGCUGCUCCACUGAUAAUAUGGUUCAUUUUUCUUUGGAUAUUGAUGGUGUGCCUAUUGGUGAACCGACUGCAGUUAGCGUUUUAUGUGUCUAUCCACAAGGACUUCAUGAUAUUUUACUCUACACCAAGGAAAAAUACAAUAUUUCCAAGGUUUACAUAACAGAAACAGGUAUAGGUGACUUUGGCAGUACAGAAGACCAAAAACGAAUUGAUUAUUACUAUGAUCAUAUAACAGCGGUUCAACAGGCCAUUGAGAAGGGUGUAAAUGUAAAAGGUUUUUUCGCAUGGUCAUUUUUGGACAAUUUUGAAUGGGCGUCGGGAUAUUCUAUUCGAUUUGGGUUGUACUACGUGGAUUACGAGAAUGGUAUUAAAAGAAUUCCUAAACAAUCUGCAUUUUGGUUUAUGAAUUUCCUCAACUACAAGUAAAACGGUAUUGGACAAUAUGAUUUUGUAUACUAUAGAGUAAGAGUAGUAUUUUUAUAUAUCAAAACAUGUACAACAUUUUUAUUAUUUAUGUUUGCUCUUUUUUUA